This is a messenger RNA of Epinephelus fuscoguttatus (brown-marbled grouper), 4190 nucleotides long. It is a transcript of the gene ddx20, whose product is annotated as DEAD (Asp-Glu-Ala-Asp) box polypeptide 20. Gene Ontology annotation, molecular function: ATP binding; RNA binding; RNA helicase activity. Bases 11 to 2380 code for a protein of 789 amino acids. The transcript has 11 exons. Gene Ontology annotation, cellular component: SMN complex. NCBI's taxonomy places the organism in Eukaryota, Metazoa, Chordata, Actinopteri, Perciformes, Serranidae. Gene Ontology annotation, biological process: spliceosomal snRNP assembly. The record is from RefSeq and is a predicted model, not a curated record.
CCCAGUCAACAUGGCUGCCUCCGUGAGGAAAGCAGCCCACGACAUAGAAACGCGAAAACGGACCGACGAUGUGCUUCUGUCGGAGGGAAUCGACUUCAGCUCCCUGCUGCUGUCUCAGGCCGUUCUGGACGGACUCUCCUCCUCGGGCUUCCAGAAACCGUCCCCGAUCCAGCUCAAGGCGAUCCCGCUGGGCCGCUGCGGACUCGAUUUGAUCGUACAGGCCAAGUCUGGCACGGGGAAGACGUGCGUGUUCUGCACCAUCGCCCUGGACUCUCUAGUCCUGGAGAACCCAGCAACUCAGGUUCUCGUCCUGGCUCCUACACGUGAGAUAGCGGUGCAGAUCCACUCAGUGGUGAUGGCCAUAGGCUGUGCCAUGGAGGGCCUCGAGUGCCAUGUCUUCAUCGGGGGCCGGCCGGUGAGUCAGGACAAAACCCAUCUGAAGAAGUGCCACGUAGCCGUGGGCUCACCCGGUCGUAUCAAGCAGCUUAUCGAGCUGGGCAUGUUAUCCACCGCCAGCAUCAGGCUGUUUGUUUUGGAUGAGGCUGACAAGCUGCUGGAGGAGGGCAGCUUCCAGGAACAGAUCAACUGGAUCUUUUCCUCUCUGCCUGUGAACAAACAGAUGCUCGCGCUCUCUGCUACCUACCCAGAAUCCCUUGCUCAGCACCUUACCCGUUACAUGAGAGAGCCCACUUUUGUCAGACUCAAUCCCAGUGACAUGGGCCUCAAAGGUCUGAAACAGUAUUACAAGCUGGUGCAGUCCCAUCCGUUACCUCACAAGGUUUUCGAGGAGAAGGUGCAGCACUUGCUGGAGCUUUUCAGUAAAAUCCCAUUCAACCAGGCCCUGGUGUUCUCCAAUCUACACACGAGAGCUCAACACCUGGCAGACAUCCUGUCCUCCAAAGGCUUACCUGCUGUUUGUAUCUCAGGUGGUCUGAGUCAGGACCAGAGACUGGAGGCCAUGUCAAAACUGAAGCAGUACCAGUGCAGGGUGCUCAUCUCUACUGAUCUGACUUCCAGAGGUAUAGAUGCAGACAAAGUAAACUUGGUGAUAAACCUAGAUGUGCCACAGGACUGGGAGACGUAUAUGCAUCGAAUUGGACGGGCUGGCCGCUUUGGCACUCAGGGGCUGGCUGUGACCUACUGUUGCCAUGGCGAGGAGGAGAACAAGAUGAUGGCCAUUGCUCAAAAGUGCGGCCUGAAUUUGUCUACUUUGCCAUCCACCAUAGAGCCUGGGUUGAUGGACGAACCGUGUGACUGGGAUGUCUGCACCGAGGCUCUCACUCCAGGCCCCUUACCCCAGCUGUCAUCCAGGACAGACAAGAAGAAGCGUGCCAAGUCCGUCACAGAUCAAGCUGUGGAGCGCACUGGUCAAAGGCAGUCAGAGAAGACCCGUCCUGCACCUGGACUGGGAGUAAACGGUGAACAGAAUCCCAAAGAAAUAUCUCCUGCAAAGGACUCUCUCUCACAGUGUCCUCCUCGGGCGGUGCCCACUCGAAAGGAGCUGCAGGACGCUCUGCCAAAGAUCCCUCCUCUCAGCUCAUUCAAGAAGUGCAGGUCAAGGUUUAUGACCUUUGAGGAAGCUGAGCAGGACUUCCACAGUUUUAUCACUUCAGGCUUGGGAAGGUCAGUGGAGGUCAUCAGGCAGUUCAGAGGUGGAGAGGACAGUGGCCCCAAUGAUCAGAAUGGAGCGGGAGAGUCUUUGAUACUUACUGAUGACGGAGCUCAGAAUUUAAAACGAAACCGGUGGACAUCUUCACACCCAAGGUCAGCGUCCAGUUCUUCAAGCUCACAAUCGGAAGCGGAGGACAAGACAGAUCAGACUAGAGGAAAUAAAUACAGAGCAAUCACUAAGCCUCAGACUGAAGCUAGAGAAACAUCAACUGUGUCCAAACUACAGGCGGAGAGCACGAGAUCCAAAGCUUGUGCUCCUUCCGCACCCAAAAUGCAUCACCAGGCAGCCCGCGCAUCAAGUGGGAAAGCUUCGUCUCGGCCGGAGAACUCUGAAUCCAUACCAGUCGUUAAAUCGAGUGGGCAUCCCAGUCAGACGGCUCCAGCACAGACUGGCAGAAAUGAAUCUAGAAAGAUGAAAGAAAAGACUGGGAAACGGAGCAAAGAGAUUUCCGAGAAGAUAAACAGAGAGGAAAAGAGAGAACACGAUGUUGAGGAAGAAGAAGAGGAGGAGGAGGAGGAGGAGGAGGAGGAGGAAGAGUGGAGUGCCGACACUUACUGGAGAGCCAGCUACAGAGCCUGGAACGAUUACUACGCUUCCAUGUCUCCUUUUCAAGAGCAAGGUUACCAGAGCUACUACAGUAUAGCCCACAGCUGGAUGGCAGCUUAUCGUAUGAAUGCUGUCUACAUGGAAGAACUCCUGAAACACUGACACUGUCGGAAGAUCUCUGAAUGCCCCCCCCCCAGAGAAAUGAAUUCAAAUGUUUGCACUUCUGAUUUAUUUUUUUCUCAAUGAAUUAAUACCUUAAACUGUAUAUUACUUUUCUAAUAAAUCACCAGAAUGGAGCAUGUAUUUCAAAGCCCUCUUCUGAUAUACGUCUGUAGGAUUUAGGGGGAUAUAAUAGCACAAAUAGGUAUUUUCUUCAGUGUAUAAUCACCUGAAAGUAAGAAUUGUUGGGUUUUUAUUACCUCAGAAUGAGCUGUUCAUAUCUAGAUAGGGAGCAGAUCCUUGUCCACAGAGCCUUCCAUGUUUUACCGCCAUGUUUCCACAGUAGCCCAAAACAAACAAACCAAACACUGGCUCUAGAUAGAGCACUGAAGAAGUUCCAGCUGGUCGCAAUCUGCAUUCUUCACUGCUAGAUGCCACUAAAUCCCCCAAACUGCUCCUCUCAUACACUCACCAGCCACUUUAUUAGGUACACCUUGCUAGUUCCAGGUUGGACCCCUUUUGUCUUCAAAACUGUCUUAAUUCUUGGUGUCAUAGAUUCAACAAAGUGCUGGAUACAUUCCUCAGAUAUUUUGGUCCGUAAUGACAUGAUAGCAUCACACAGUUGCUGCAGAUUUGUCAAAUCUCCCGUUCCACCACAUCCCAAAGGUGCUCUAUUGGACUGAGAUCUGGUGACUGUGGAGGCCAUUGGAGUACAGUGAACUCAUUGUCAUGUUCAAGAAACCAGUUUGAGAUGAUUUGAGCUUUGUGACAUGGUGCGUUAUCCUGCUGGAAGUAGCCAUCAGAAGAUGGGUACACUGUGGUCACAAAGGGAUGGACAUGGUCUGCAACAAUACUCAGGUAGGCUGUGGUGUUUAAACCAUGCUCAGUUGGUACUAAGGGGCCCAAAGUGUGCCAAGAAAAUAUCCCCCACACCAUUACACCAGCACCAGCAGCCUGAACCGUUGAUACAAGGCAGGAUGGAUCCAUGCUUUCAUGUUGUUUACACCAAAUUCUGACCCUACCAUCUGAAUGUGGCAGCAGAAAUCCAGACUCAUCAGACCAGGCAACGUUUUUCCAAUCUUCUAUUGUCCAGUUUUGGUGAGCCUGUGUGAACUGUAGCCUCAGUUUCCUGUUGUUAGCUGACAGGAGUGGCACCUGGUGUGGUCUUCUGCUGCUGUAGCCCAUCUGCUUCAAGGUUGGACGUGUUGUUGGUUCAGAGAUGGUCUUCUGCAGACCUUGGUUGUAACGAGUGGUCACUGUUGUUAAUGAGGAGUUAAACAGGUGUACCUAAUAAAGUGGCCAGUGAGUGUAUAUAGUGUGAUGUCUUUAUGUUUGAACUUUAGAGUAUACAAAGCAUUCACAUCACAAGCCAUUCAUCAAGAGGGAGGUGAAGCCCAGCGCAAAAUUGCAGUUUACUAUAUGUAAUCUCUUCAGCAGGACAUGGCAAGGUCAGACUACUCCACAUGCUCCUGAUUACAGGCUAAUCAACCUGCGGCCAUUCAACCAAUCAGUGCUGGGCAAAACAAAAGCCAAGCACCCCUAAAUAAAUUGAUUUUAAUUUUUUUACCAUCUGUAGCGUUUAUGCCACCGAUUGAAAUCACCAUUACGCAGCGCUGAAUGGCUCCACUCUGAGCGCAGCACUGUGGACUGGAACAAGGAGACGGGUUUGUCCAGCAUGAGCCAAAAAGGUCUCUUUCCAAAGAUACUUCAUGAGCAGACGCACAAACCGGCGGUGACAUUAUGAACAUGUACACUUUCUGGAACGAAACAACCGCGCACAAUGAGACUCACAUGGACACUGUGUUUUUAAUAU